CAGUAUUAUACUGUCGAUGGCGCCACGUACACUUGUGUCUAGUUUAAUAAUUUCUUAUAAAAAAGUUAAAUGUUCAUAAAAAGCAUUAAAACUAGAAAUUCUUAAUAUAUAAAAUUCAUCCAGAGAUAUAUAACAAGUAAUUUUACAGCAUCGUAUAAGAUAUAUAAUUGUAAUUAUCUUGAUUUUGAUUCCAAUCAAGACAGAUAACACGUGAGAUUAUCUGUUUAUAAUUUGAGCUGUGCAUUGUUGAUAUUUGCUUAUAUUGUUUAUAUUUAAAUCAAUAAUGAUUGCAUUGGAUACAUCAGUCAAACUUGGAAAAUCUCCAAAAAAACCACAAGUUGAAUUACGAGAAGAGAGUGAUGACAGUGGGCAAGACAGUGAUGAUGAUACCAUGGAAACAGAAGCACAAGAAUUGGAAAGUGCAGGGAAUGGAUUCAAAGAAACUGAAUUCAAAGAAGAUGAACACAACAAUCACAAAAUUGGUGGAAAUCCUAAUUGGGCAGAUGCUAUGCAAAAAAUUCUUAGAACAAAGAAGCCAAAACGUAAAAAAACAAUAGUUUUGUCUAAAGCUAAAAAGUUAUGCGAUGUUAUAAAGACAGAAAAGAGUGAAGAGCUGUCUUUUGAAAUUAAAAAAGUGAAAGACGAGAAAGAAGUUGAUCACUCAGAAGACAUUGAUAAUAAUGUAGAAAAGCCGUUAAAACAAAUAAAAGAAAAAAGGAAAGAUCAUUUGGGUAUUAGAGUGAAGCCAAAUAUAAGAGAUAGAGAACGUGAGAGAAUGUUACAAAAGAUUGCAACAAAAGGUGUAGUACAGUUAUUUAAUGCUGUAAGACAACAACAAGGUGAAAUUAGUAAAAAGUUAGUAGAAGCUGGUCCAUUGGAGAGAAAACGUGAGCAAGUACUUAAACACAUUGAUAAAAAUUCAUUCUUGGAUGUUCUUAUGGGUGGAAGUAAAAGUAUUCGAGUAGAUAAUAAUGUGAAGGAUAAAGAGGAAGUUCAUGAAGAAAAUAAUGAAAAGGAGAAAGAAACAUGGAGUGUUUUGAGGGAUGAUUUUGUAAUGGGGACAAAGCUAAAAGAUUGGGACCGCGAAAAUGAAGAUGAAGACUCAUCAGCACCAGAAGAUAUGGAUAGUGAUAAUUAAAUUGUAUAAAAAUAGUUAAUAUUUGUGCAGACUUUAAAGAAUAUUUGUAUAAAAAUAAUUUAAAGGUAUGUUAAUAUUUUUCAUCUUAUAAUAUAAUUGUUAUCCAGUAUGGCAGAAAAAAUUGAGUAAAACUAUUAUUUUAAU
This is a messenger RNA of Nomia melanderi (Alkali bee), 1282 nucleotides long. Its product is annotated as RRP15-like protein. Gene Ontology annotation, cellular component: preribosome, large subunit precursor. The record is from RefSeq and is a predicted model, not a curated record. Gene Ontology annotation, biological process: maturation of 5.8S rRNA; maturation of LSU-rRNA. NCBI's taxonomy places the organism in Eukaryota, Metazoa, Arthropoda, Insecta, Hymenoptera, Halictidae.